Lycium barbarum (goji berry) is the source of this 872-nucleotide messenger RNA. RefSeq lists its product as uncharacterized. Gene Ontology annotation, molecular function: calcium ion binding. The transcript has 10 exons. NCBI's taxonomy places the organism in Eukaryota, Viridiplantae, Streptophyta, Magnoliopsida, Solanales, Solanaceae. The record is from RefSeq and is a predicted model, not a curated record. The coding region runs from base 39 to 554 and encodes 171 amino acids.
AUUCAGUAGGAAAAAGCGGCGAGGAGUAGGAUUGGUAGAUGAAAAUGGAGAACUCGGCGAUACUGAGAGAAUGGUUCGAUCGCGUUGACACGCACAAAAUCGGCAGUAUCACUGCUAUUCAACUCAAGAGUGCUUUUGCAAUUGGAAAUUUACAAUUUCCCAUCACUGUUGUCCAGCAAAUGAUCAGGAUGUGCGAUUUUGACCAGAAUGGAACCAUGAGUUUUGAAGAGUUUGUUGAACUUAACAAGUUUCUGCUGAAGGUGCAACAUGUGUUCUCAGACUUGGAGAGGGGUCGUGGAUUUCUUGUCCCAGAUGAUGUUUACGAGGCCUUGAUAAAAAUUGGAUUCCGCCUUGACUCUCCAGCAUUAUACACGGUCUGCGAGAGUUUUGAUAGGAAUAAGAAUGGAAAAUUCAGGCUUGAUGACUUCAUAUCUCUUUGUAUCUUUGUACAGUCUGCACGGAACCUUUUUGAUUCAUUUGACACAACCAAACAAGGCCGAGUGACUCUUGAUCUUAACCAAUUUAUCUACUGCACUGCCAAUUGUAGAAUCUGAGGUCGUUGUCUCUCUAUCCAGUUUCCGAUUGCUGAGUUGACCUUAGCCUCACUGCUAGCAAUGGUGAUUUGAGAGUAAAAUGCUUUGUAUGAUUUCUGUAAAAUGCAAUGAUUUGAAAAGGAGGCUUUGAGCAAGCGGUGUAUGGUUGGAGCACUAAGAAGUCAUUUGGUUUGUGUGCAAGUUAUAUCAGGAUUUAGUGAAGGUUUUAGGGUGAAUGAUCAUCACUAGAUUAUUGUAUUUGUUUAGACAUUCAGUUCGUCGCACAAAAAUAUUGAUAAAUGGUGUUUAUUUAAACCUGUCUGUGGUCUUAAAACGGUU